Molecule: messenger RNA, 2673 nt
Organism: Erinaceus europaeus (western European hedgehog)
Lineage: Eukaryota; Metazoa; Chordata; Mammalia; Eulipotyphla; Erinaceidae
Gene: TM6SF1
Product: transmembrane 6 superfamily member 1
Exons: 11
Coding region: 63-1280 (405 amino acids)
Cellular component (GO): lysosomal membrane
Source: RefSeq, a predicted model, not a curated record
GGGGCGGGGCCAGCGCCGCCGGAGGGCGGUCCCCGCGGGAUGCGGUGAAGGGCGCCGGAGCAAUGAGCGCGUCGGCGGCCACUGGGGUCUUCGUGCUGUCCCUGUCGGCCAUCCCGGUCACCUAUGUCCUUAACCAGCUGGCGGCCCAGCACGACCCCUUGGAUGGAGAGCAAGAGUGUGAGAGGGCCAGCUUCACCGCCCGCCCAGAGGAGCGUGGUGUGGGAUGGCGUGACCGUGGCCAAGGCCCUUGGAAGAGCUGUUCCUGGACAGUGGUGGGAGCUGCUGGCCUCACCCUGCUCCUGGUCGGUCUGCUGGCACGGGUGCUGGUCACCAGGAAGCCGCCGCGGGACCCUCUGUUCUACGUAUACGCCAUGUUUGGUUUCACCAGCGUGGUCAACCUCAUCAUCGGACUGGAGCAGGAUGGGGUUGUGGACGGCUUCAUGACGCACUACCUGAGAGAGGGUGAGCCCUACCUGAAUACAGCCCACGGACACAUGAUCUGCUACUGGGACGGCUCUGCACACUACCUCAUGUACCUGGUGAUGGUGGCCGCCAUCGCUUGGGAGGAGAGCUACCGGACGGUCGGCCUGUACUGGGUGGGCUCCAUUCUAAUGAGCAUUGUUGUCUUUGUGCCGGGAAACGUUGUAGGGAAGUAUGGGACGCGCAUCUGCCCAGCCUUUUUCUUAAGCAUACCGUAUAUUUGCCUUCCCAUUUGGGCUGGCUUCAGGAUCUACAAUCAGCCACCGGAAAAUUACAAUUAUCCCUCAAAGGUUCUCCAGGAGAUCCAGGCGAAGGCCCUGCUGAGAAGACCCUUGGACCUCACCCUGGUCGUGUGUCUCCUGCUGGCCACCGGCUUCUGCCUGCUCAGAGGCCUGAUCGCUUUGGACUGCCCGGCUGAGCUCUGCCGUUCCUACACGCAGUUCCAGGAGCCCUACCUCAAGGACCCCGCCGCUUAUCCAAGAAUCCAGAUGCUGGCCUACCUGUUCUACUCUGUCCCCUACUUCAUGGCUGCGCUGUACGGCCUGGCAGUGCCCGGGUGCUCCUGGAUGCCUGAUGUCACGCUGAUCCACGCGGGAGGCCUGGCCCAGGCACAGUUUUCCCACAUUGGUGCUUCUCUUCACGCUAGAACUGCUUAUAUCUACCGAGUCCCCGAAGAUGCGAAGAUCCUUUUCUUAGCGUUAAACAUAGCCUAUGGCGCCCUCCCCCAGCUCCUGGCCUAUCGCUGUGUCUACAAGCCAGAGUUCUUCAUCAAAACAAAGGCGGGCGAGAAAGUGGAAUGAAGACAUCAUUUCCUGUCCUACUCCAGAUUGCUGAAGCUUGUCACGGGGUCCUGGCCGUCAGUCCCUCGCCUCCCUCCCCACACAAGAACAUCUGGUUCUGUACUGACUGGAAGCUGGUCCAUGGCUGGUGUGUGUCAGUUUUCUCUUCCUUUUCUUUCCAUCCUUUCUUUUCUCCUUCCUUUUUUUUUUUUUUUAAGAAAGAUUAAAGUUGCUGAUAAACAAUUUAAAGGAAUAUAUUCAAAAUUGUUUGUGAAUGGAUUUGACCAUCAUCUCAGUACUCCAUCUGCACAUAUCAGACGUGUGACAAACUGUAAUCCAGCUGCUACAACAGUGAGCAUGUUAAUGCCGCACACUGAAAAGCAUCUGCGCACUGAAAGCUUGAGAGCAGCAGAUACAGACGUGGAGACAAACGGUUUGCAUACAGGAUAUAUAUGCUUCACGAUCGACCUCAGUGCAAAAGGCAAAUCAACAGAAUAUUCUAAAAUGCUUUUGGGGAAAAUUUUUUUCCCCAAGAAAGGAAUUUUACUGUUAUUUAAAAAAUUAUUUUUACUAAAAAAUUUUGUGGGUCUAAAUAGCUAAGGAGGGACCAAGCACUUUAUUAAUACCCUCAGUGAAUUCUUAUUUUGUUGAUGACUGGAAAUAUUUGUUUUUAAUAAGAUUAUUCUGGGCCUAGUUUUGAAGCCAGACCUCCACAUAUUUUUUUUAGAAAAUAUUUUUGGUGUCUUUAGGAUAUAUAUAUAUAUAUAUAUAUAUAUAUAUAUAUGCUGGUUCUAUGAUCCAAGUCAAAAUGUCCCCUGAAUUUGCACUGUCUUACUGUGAGCAAUGAAGAAGCGUUUUGGUGACUCAAUUUUAAGUUCAAGUAAUACACACGAGAUUUAAAGGUAUCCUCACUGCACUCUGCCUGUGGACUGACUGACUGGUGUGAGAGCUCGCUAGGUGGGUGCGGGAACAGCCACCCUCAGCCUGGGGGUGAGGGGAGGGUCACGGCGUGCGGGCUCUCCCUCUGCUGCCGUCACCACAUCUCCUCUCUAGCGCUUCACUGGAACAAGAAAGCAGACAAGAAAAUGAGGGUCCUGCAAAUGUGUGGACAGUGCCAAGCAUGUGCAUUUGGGGUCCACUCAGCGGGGAUGUGCUAAUGAGAUGUGAAAGUGGUCAUGAAGCCUUUCGUCUCCUCCUCUAGUGUCCUCAAAACACCUAAAACCCAAAGAGUGUUAGGAAACAAAAGCCCUCCCCUGCACUCUACUGUCAACCUGCCGUUGACAUCUGCUUUUAUGUAUGAAUCACACCGACAGCUCACGAUACAUACGGAAGGCAAGUCACACUAACUUAGCUGCUUAUAGUCUCAACUCUUACUCCCGGGACACAUUCCAAUAAAUUUAUUCUGUAAAAACAA